Messenger RNA from Drosophila ananassae, 817 nucleotides. It is a transcript of the gene Roc1a, whose product is annotated as RING-box protein 1A. Gene Ontology annotation, cellular component: cullin-RING ubiquitin ligase complex; nucleus. The transcript has 2 exons. Gene Ontology annotation, molecular function: cullin family protein binding; zinc ion binding; ubiquitin protein ligase activity. Lineage: Eukaryota; Metazoa; Arthropoda; Insecta; Diptera; Drosophilidae. The coding region runs from base 153 to 578 and encodes 141 amino acids. Gene Ontology annotation, biological process: protein ubiquitination; ubiquitin-dependent protein catabolic process. The record is from RefSeq and is a predicted model, not a curated record.
UAGUAUUGUUCAGCAGAGGACGAACGGUCACAUUGGCACACACACACUGGCACUUUGCCGAAAAUUGGUUGAUAUUUUUUCGCAAAUAAGCUAAAAUUUAGCUUAAACUAUAGUUAACGUUGGCCGGAUCGAAGAACAACGACGCAGACACCAUGGAGGUCGAUGAGGAAGAGUUCGAGGUCCCCUCCAGCAGCAGCAAAGGCGAGAAGAAGCGCUUUGAAGUGAAGAAGGUGAGUAAACUCGGCGAGGAGUCAGCAUUUCUGGCGGUCAUGGCCGGGCCUUUGUUAAUUUUGCAACUUUCUCGUUUCAUUUUCCUUGGAAAAAUGCAGUGGAACGCCGUGGCUCUAUGGGCAUGGGACAUCGUGGUGGACAAUUGCGCCAUUUGCCGCAACCACAUCAUGGACUUGUGCAUCGAGUGCCAGGCUAACCAGGCCUCGGCCACCAGCGAGGAGUGCACAGUGGCCUGGGGCGUCUGCAACCAUGCCUUCCACUUCCACUGCAUCUCCCGUUGGCUGAAGACGCGUCAGGUCUGUCCGUUGGACAAUCGCGAAUGGGACUUCCAGAAGUACGGCCACUAAUCCCGCUCAUACACCAAUCCCGUAAUCAACUCAACGGAGCAGGAGCCUUCUCACCCGGAAAUAACUAUAGUAUACCCACUUAGUUCUUAAGCGAUCCAUUUCACAGGCCUCACAGAGCUCACCCGGAAUGUCGCGGGCGGUUCUCUUGGACCUUCUUCCCCACUACCUUUCCCCCAUAAGAAACGGAUUUUUUGUACGCUUACUUAAUAAAUGAGAAGAAGAUGCUGAAGACAGAAGAA